Molecule: messenger RNA, 2696 nt
Organism: Pteropus alecto (black flying fox)
Lineage: Eukaryota; Metazoa; Chordata; Mammalia; Chiroptera; Pteropodidae
Gene: DMWD
Product: DM1 locus, WD repeat containing
Exons: 5
Coding region: 626-2206 (526 amino acids)
Molecular function (GO): protein binding
Source: RefSeq, a predicted model, not a curated record
CGUAGGGCCCUGGGUGCUGAGAGGAUGGUGGUCCCUAGGUGAUCCAGAAGUGGUAGGAGGGUCCCGGAAUUAUGUGGGGCCCUGCGAUAGGCAUCCUCAGCUGUGAUGGCCGUCCCAGGGGGACGGGUUCUUGGCGAUAAUGCAGGAUUCCCAAAGAUGCGGGGAGGCCCCCCGGGUGCUGGGCAUCCUUGAGGUCAUGUGAGAUCCCCGCGUUAUGCGUGCGGGUUCUGGAAUGGUGAGGUUCUGGAGGUGAUGGGGAAUCGGAGGCGAUGCGGCUCCUUCGGAUUCCGGGUGACAGGCAUUCUGCAGGUGAUGGGGAAUCCUGAGGUGAUGCAGAAGCCAGGUGUAUUGCAGUCUGGAGGUGAUGGGGGGGGCAGUCUUGACUUUUGGGCAGCUGGAAGUCAGGAUUCCAGAAGUAAUGGGCUUAGAGGUAAUAGGGAUCCCAGAGAAAAUUGGGGCUCUGGAGGUAAUGAGCUGAUGGGACAUCUGGUGGUGAUGAGAGCCCAGAGGGGACAUCCUCAGGUGUGAUGGGUGUCUCUACAGUGAUGUAGGUGCCAGAGGGGAUGUGACCCUUGCAAUUUAUGGUGGUCCCCAGAAGUGAUGGGGAUCCUCAGAGCCCAGAGGGAUGAAGUCGAUUGACCUCAACAAGCCAAUUGACAAGCGGAUCUAUAAGGGCACGCAGCCCACCUGCCAUGACUUCAAUCAGUUUACUGCUGCCACGGAGACCAUCUCCUUGCUUGUGGGGUUCUCAGCCGGCCAGGUGCAAUACCUGGACCUCAUCAAGAAGGACACCAGCAAGCUAUUCAAUGAAGAGCGGCUGAUCGACAAGACCAAGGUGACAUAUCUGAAAUGGCUGCCCGAGUCGGAAAGCCUAUUUCUGGCAUCACACGCCAGCGGCCACCUGUACCUGUACAACGUCAGCCACCCCUGCGCCUCCGCGCCGCCGCAGUACAGCCUGCUGAAGCAGGGCGAGGGCUUCGCUGUCUACGCCGCCAAGAGCAAGGCGCCUCGCAACCCGCUGGCCAAGUGGGCGGUGGGCGAGGGGCCCCUCAACGAGUUCGCCUUCUCGCCCGACGGCCGGCACUUGGCCUGCGUCAGCCAGGACGGCUGCCUGCGUGUCUUCCACUUCGACUCCAUGCUCCUGCGUGGGCUCAUGAAAAGCUACUUUGGGGGCCUGCUCUGCGUGUGCUGGAGCCCCGACGGGCGCUACGUCGUCACGGGUGGCGAAGAUGACCUGGUCACCGUGUGGUCUUUCACCGAGGGCCGUGUGGUGGCCCGCGGCCAUGGCCACAAGUCCUGGGUCAACGCUGUGGCCUUUGACCCUUACACGACGAGGGCCGAGGAGGCCGCGGCAGCCCAUGGUGACGGGGAGCGGAGCGGUGAGGAGGACGAGGAGGAGGAGCCCGAGGCCCCGGGCCCGGGCGGGGGAGUCCCCCUGUCCCCCAUGCCGAAGGCCGGCUCCAUCACCUACCGCUUUGGCUCAGCCGGCCAGGACACGCAGUUCUGCCUGUGGGACCUCACCGAAGACGUGCUUUACCCACACCCGCCCUUGGCCCGCACCCGCACUCUCCCGGGCACUCCCGGCGCCACGCCCCCUGCCGCCAGCAGCUCGCGGGGUGGCGAGCCGGGCCCCGGGCCUCUGCCCCGCUCGCUGUCCCGCUCUAACAGCCUCCCGCACCCGGCGGGCAGUGGCAAGGCUGGCGGCCCAGGCGCGGCGACCGAGCCGGGCACACCGUUCAGCAUCGGCCGCUUUGCCACGCUCACGCUGCAGGAGCGGCGGGACCGGGGGGCAGAGAAGGAGCACAAGCGCUACCACAGCCUGGGCAACAUCAGCCGGGGCGGCAGCGGGGGCGGCGGCAGCGGGGACAAGCCCAGUGGUCCUGUGCCCCGCAGCCGGCUGGACCCGGCCAAGGUGCUGGGCACGGCACUGUGCCCGCGCAUCCACGAGGUGCCGCUGCUCGAGCCCCUGGUAUGCAAGAAGAUCGCCCAGGAGCGGCUGACGGUCCUCCUCUUCUUGGAGGACUGCAUCAUCACCGCCUGCCAGGAGGGCCUCAUCUGCACGUGGGCCCGGCCGGGCAAGGCGUUCCCAGACGAGGAGACCGAGGCCCAGACAGGGGAAGGAAGUUGGCCCAGGCCACCCAGCAAGUCAGUGGUAGAGGGCAUCCCGUCCCAACCAGGCAACUCCCCAAGCGGCACCGUGGUGUGAAGCCCUGGACGUUCGGAGCCCCGCCCCGCCCCCUCAGCCAGAACCCUCCCCGCUGACCUCAGAUCAACGUGUUAACAAGACUAACCAUGAUGGAUGGACUGCUCUGGCCCCCCGCCAUGCACAAAUUUGGGGGGCUGAGGGUCCCCCAGACUGGCCGAGACCCUGGGGGGAUAUAGUGGCUCAUGUGGCCUCAGCCUUGUCCCCACCCACUGCCAAGUACAAUGACCCCUUCUCUGAAACAGUGUUAGCCUCAUCCCUGUCCCCAGCAUGUGACUGGUCAUUCCAGGGGGAGAAGCUCCCCACCCACAAGAGCCUCAGCUCUACAGUGUGCCCCUGGUCUGUGGGCAGGGCAGGGGUGGCCCGCCCCUCCCCUGGUCCCACCUCCCUUGCUGUCGUUUGUGCUUUUGAAGAGUGUUAAGUUAUGGAGGCCUCUAGGGGCCUCCUUGUCCCCAGCACCUUAUUUAUACUAAAGUUCCCUGUUUUCACAGCG